This is a messenger RNA of Dermacentor albipictus, 2108 nucleotides long. The record is from RefSeq and is a predicted model, not a curated record. NCBI's taxonomy places the organism in Eukaryota, Metazoa, Arthropoda, Arachnida, Ixodida, Ixodidae.
UGGAAGCACGGUCCGGGCACGAGCUGCUCGUUCUGCUCGCGAUAAAAUCGAUCCGCGUCUCAUCCGAAUCAGGCUGCCAGAACCGGCGCUCCCGAAGCUUUGCCAUCAGUGUCUCGCCAGCUUCAAGAUAUGUCAACUGCCACUGCUCCAAAACGCCCCCGGAGGAGGAAGUUGAAGUCCAAGCCGACGUUCGGCUUGACAAGCGGCGGUCCUAGUAGCUUGACGUCCAACAUGAAGGAAAGUCUACCGGAACUCUUCAUACGUCUUACGUUGAAGCAGAACUGUAACCAAGACGAGCGCCAGGGCGAUAUUCCCAGGAACGCGAAAGCAGCUACUUCCAAGUCCCAUGUGAAAGGUGAGCUUUUGGAUAAUAGCAAGCCUUCUGAGAGGAAGCGAUACCAACCUAAGGCAUCCAAGGUUGUGCAAAAUCGAACCAGCUUCACUGCAGAGGAGCAAGUCAUCAUACGCGAAAAGCCACAGCAGAAGGCUCUCUCCGAGUCAAAUGUGAUGGAUACUGUAAGACAGCUACGAAAAUUCCUGCAGGAGAACGGCCCAUCACAGGAGGAUGAUCUACUCAAAGCGCUGAGCCCCUCGAAGGCCCAGAAAAUUAUCAAAGUAUAUGGCACACUGACUGCCUUUUUGGAACGGUACCCAGGGUUUCGAGUGCUUCACGAGCACUUAUACUCAUUCAUCUAUUACCAAGACCCCAGUGACCAAGACGAUGAGUGCGACUGGUCAUCCCUAGUCCACGACGGAGCUAGUGCAGGGUCACGUGUGUCUACUACCAACGACAGUGGACGCCAGUACCCGGUGGCUCGUGACGACAAAUCUCGGUCUGUGCGUGCCAGCUCGUCGAGAAGCAGUUAUUACGAGGCCACCAUGUACGGCGACGUUAACGAACAAAACAAGCGCCGAAUGAAGAACGGCUCGACCCAAGUACCCUCCCUUCCUCGAUAUGAGUCACGAGCCCUGCAGGCGGUGCAGAAAACUUGUGAUGCCGAGGUCCAGACUCAAGGAUGGGACCCUGCCCGGUUCACCGAGUUGCAGUCGGCGCUGAAGAAUUGUGACGAAGAAAUUGCGGAGCUCAAGGCAAGGCUGAGAGCUCUUCAAGAGAGCCAUACCCUCGAGGCACAGCAGCUUUACGUGAAGAUCAACACGCUGCUCAAGAGAACACCACCAGCACCACCGCAGAAUGCGGCGGAUGCAACGAACAACCGCCCCGACAUGAAUGAGCAGAGGCCGACUGGCACGAAUGUGGCGGCCACCCAAGCCAUCUCGCAGCCGCCACGGUCAUUAAUGCGUCAGAGGGGUCCACCGCCUCGUCCGAAGCACGAGGUGAAGCCGCACGAACUUCCUGUUGGCACAAGGCCCCGUCCUGUGCCACGUCCUGUGCCACGCCCAGUGCCACAUCCAGUGGCACGUCCAGUGCCACAUCCAGUGCCACGUCCACUGCCACGUCCACUGCCGCGUCCACUGCCGCGUCCACUGCCACGUCCCCUGCCACAACCAUUGCCACGACCAGUGGCCCGACCCGUGCCCCGGCUAGUGCCGCGACCAGUACCUCCAGUCGACAAGAAGUUCAGCAGGUCGUCAAAGCGACCACUGUUGCCAAAAUUUCAUGAACUUCCCGUACGUAAGAAGCAGGUUGCUGGUACAUGCUCGGACGUCCAUUCCAUAUGGUCCGGCCUCGGAGAGACCUCUACGAAUAGCAAGGCGGAGCGCCAGAUCUCCAAAAUAGUGCAGAUUGUGAAGAAGUCACAGCCCGAUUUCACGGACCACGAAAUCCGCAGGCGUGUGGACCAGCUGCGCCGGUCACAGGGUGGCUUCUCACACUUGACCUUGAACGACAUUGCAGCGCUCAUGAUUGUCCGCCUCCAAGUCGAACUUCAGAAAAAGCACUGAAAGCAUUUGGAGGCGGCAGGACCAGAAAGAGAAACAGGAAGGAAUUCUCGUGCAGCAGCAAUACUACGGGGCACUGCAUGCCACGACGUUUAUUUUUUUUUUUGCGCUCUUCCCAUUUAAAAAAGUGUUCCUUCAUCAUUUUGCCUACUUUUCAUUUUUUCUGUGCAUUUCUGCAGUAAACUAUUCCUUUGCGCUCUUCUGUAGUA